Messenger RNA from Zootoca vivipara (common lizard), 561 nucleotides. The record is from RefSeq and is a predicted model, not a curated record. Lineage: Eukaryota; Metazoa; Chordata; Lepidosauria; Squamata; Lacertidae.
AUGGAUCUCUCUAUCAGUGCUGUGGUCUUCCUGUUCCUCACCUACCACCUCUGUGAGGCAGGUGGUCGAAGCUAUAAUUCAAUCCUCAUGGUGCCCAAUGGCGGGAAGUGGGGAGAAUGGGGAAAAAUUCAAAUCUGUCCCUCAGGAUAUGCAUUCGGAUUCGCAUUGAAGGUACAGGGAAAACAAGGUAUGUCUACUGAUGAUACUUCCCUCAAUGGCAUCCGUCUCCAUUGCAGUAGGGGUGACGUUGUACAAUCUACCGUCGGACCGUUGGGAGAGUGGACAAAGAUUAAGGAAUGCCCCAAGGACUACCUGGUUUCCUUCGCUCUCAGAGUGGAAGACGAUCAAGGGAUGUCUGAUGAUACGGCAGCCAACAACAUCCAGUUCAACUGUGGAGAUGGGACUGGACUGGAGGGCGAGGGACUGGACUUCGGUACUUACGGCCCGUCGAGCAAGCGCUGCAAAACUGGUUCCAUCUGCGGGAUCCAAACAAAGGUGGAGAUAGGUUCAAGUAAUGAUGAAACAGCACUUAAUGAUGUCAGGUUCUUCUGCUGUGACUGA